GUCAAAACCCCCCAAUCUGCGAUAAAGUAAGUGAUAGCUGUAAGCCUGUUGGACUGUAAGCUAUAAAACACAACAAAUCAUAACGUGCAGGCCAAGGGGAAAGACAGGGAAAGGAGAGGCAAAGGAGAUACACUUAGCUUUAGCAUUUAGCUAUUUUUGUGUGUAUUACCCCCCUCAAAUAUCCUCCUAUCUAUCUGCCUCUCCAAUUCUCCUCCUUUUCCCAAUGAGUUCGUAUUUCGUGAACUCGACGUUCCCGGUGACGCUACCGGGCAGCGGACAGGCAGCUGCCGAGUCGUUCCUGGGGCAGAUUCCGCUUUAUUCGUCGGCAUACACGACCGAUUCGUUGAGGCACUAUCCAGGCGCUGCCGCCGUGACCGCCGCAGCAGUAGCGUACGGAGCCACCGGCGUGCAUCAAGAGAAACAGUACUCGGCGUCGAAUUACUACCAACAAGCGGCGAACGGAGCCUACGCCGUGCACCGGGCACCUGGACUAGGGGUGGGCAACGGAGCGGGCGCGUGUGACUACUCAGCGGCAGCAGCGAGCUUUUACCGGGAGAAAGACCCAACGGCAUGCGGUCUAGAGGAGCAUUCACUCUCGCUCAGCCAAGACAUUGUUCAUCGCAAAACAGAAUGCCCCGGGCUAAGUGGGAAAGGGCUGUUUGGUGAGAUGGUCGACGACAAGCAAUCGACCACUCCCGUGUAUCCCUGGAUGCAGAGAAUGAACGCGUGCAACGGAACCUUUGGUAACCCCGGUCGGCGGGGGCGACAGACGUACACCCGUUACCAGACACUUGAGCUCGAAAAAGAGUUCCAUUUCAACCGGUACCUCACGCGACGACGGAGGAUAGAGAUAGCCCACGCACUCUGUCUCACCGAGAGACAGAUCAAAAUCUGGUUCCAGAAUCGAAGGAUGAAGUGGAAGAAAGAGAACAAACUCAUCAACUCCUCGUCGUCAGCGAAUGGCGACGAAGAGGAGAAAACAAAUGAGUGAAAGAAACUUCCAAAAAAAGUGGAAAGUUAUCAAAUAGAAACACUUGAAAAGCCAUGGCAGAAAAUCUAAUCGACCUAACGAAAAUGAGAAGUUUGAAGAAGAUAGCUUGUUAUCACUACAAAAAGAUUCACAUUCUAUGAGAUGCGCUGUCAUCUAAAACUGAUACAAUUGAAAGUCCUGUCCUGCAAAUAUUGAGGCUACGGCCUCUCUAAUCCUAUUGAGUGAUGAAGUGUAACGAAACAUUCAGCAGAUUAUGUUCUGUGUACAAAUCUUGGCUGCUAACGCUCCCAAGAUUCAAAGCCUAUUUUUUAAAGACCGACCAAGGACCCCUUUAUUAUGCGGAUGUAACUCAAAUUCCUCUAAUUAAAUCUACCAUUCCAAAAAAAAAAAUCUGACAAACGUCAGACGUUUGUCGUAAGUGUAAGGCGGCGCGAUGAGGUUGUCGUGCGCUUUUCUUCUCAUUUUAAAAACGUUGAGCGUAACUUAAACACACUUAUUGAGAAAAAAUAUUGACGAUGUAUGAAAGUCAUAUUCGUGUUCGUAUUUAAGCUGUACAGAAAUAAAUCCACGCUCAGUUCUACUUGUAUGGGGAAUUAAUGUACCUUAAGUUAAUUUCCCCCGAAACCAGGUUGUUUUUAUUGUAAAGUAGUAGCCAACGAUUGGGAGUGUUAAUAUUGUUCUUAAACUACCUAGCCUAUGCCAUCCCUGAAGAGUUAGCAUAUAUCUUCUGGGGUUCUAUGUGUUAUUUGUUUAUGUUAGUGUUUUUGUCCACCCUAACCCCCUACCCCUCUUCCCAGAAAUGCUUAAUAAAAUGUAAAGAAACAUA
Molecule: messenger RNA, 1817 nt
Organism: Gadus morhua (Atlantic cod)
Lineage: Eukaryota; Metazoa; Chordata; Actinopteri; Gadiformes; Gadidae
Product: homeobox protein Hox-B6a
Exons: 2
Coding region: 224-991 (255 amino acids)
Biological process (GO): anterior/posterior pattern specification; regulation of transcription by RNA polymerase II
Cellular component (GO): nucleus
Molecular function (GO): RNA polymerase II cis-regulatory region sequence-specific DNA binding; DNA-binding transcription factor activity, RNA polymerase II-specific
Source: RefSeq, a predicted model, not a curated record